Seriola dumerili (greater amberjack) is the source of this 3771-nucleotide messenger RNA. RefSeq names its product leucine rich repeat and Ig domain containing 1 (gene lingo1a). Bases 464 to 2311 code for a protein of 615 amino acids. Gene Ontology annotation, cellular component: extracellular matrix. Gene Ontology annotation, molecular function: protein binding. The record is from RefSeq and is a predicted model, not a curated record. The transcript is spliced from 2 exons. NCBI's taxonomy places the organism in Eukaryota, Metazoa, Chordata, Actinopteri, Carangiformes, Carangidae.
AGUUGUUCUCUCUCUACCUGCCAUUUGCAUUCCUUCUUUAUUCUCCAAACACUCGGACGAGUCCGGACGCACAGGGAGUCCCAUUAACCGAGGGAGCAUCGCGCGCUGUACAUGUGUGUACGUGUAUACGUGUGUUUGUGCGUGUGUGCGUGUGUGUGUGUGGGUUGCCUGUUUUAACUACAGCUGUCAUCAUAGAACCGUGCUACAGCCGCUGUGGAGAAACUCAUUGGAAAUCUGCAACCAAACGACCGGCUGUUUUUCUGUUGUUUCCACGCCGCCGUCGUGUGUGUGUUAGUGUGUGUGUGUGUGUAUGUGUGUGUGUUUUUUUUGAGCGCUGUCUUUCAAGGCGAUGGACUUGAGAUAGUGUGUCUCAAUUUGAGUCUUGGUGGCUGGGAGUUGCCGUCGGGGAGAUAUGCGAAAGGAUGCUCGGAAGCAGUGAAGGCUACAGCAGGUAACCGAUAAGAUGGUGGCCGGGGAAGCGACCGGGCACAGCUACCUGGUGGCUUGCUGGCAGCCCAUUCUGAUCCUGAUGCUGGGCACUGUGCUGUCUGGCUCCACCACAGGCUGUCCCUCCCGCUGUGAGUGCAAUGUUCAAGAGCGCUCUGUGAUGUGCCACCGCAAGAAGCUCAUGACGGUUCCAGAGGGCAUUCCUGCAGAAACAAGACUGCUGGAUCUCAGCAAGAACCGCAUUAGAACCAUCAACCCAGACGAGUUUGCCAACUUUCCCAACCUCGAGCACCUGGAGCUCAGUGAAAACACGAUCUCCACUAUUGAACCUGGAGCGUUCAACAACCUUUAUGGCUUGCGGACAUUGGGGCUGCGCAGCAACAAGCUUAAGCUGAUCCAGCUCGGUGUCUUCACAGGCCUGAGCAAUCUCACGCAGCUGGACAUAAGUGAGAACAAGAUUGUCAUCCUGUUGGACUACAUGUUCCAGGAUUUGUACAACCUCCGGUCUUUAGAGGUGGGUGAUAACGACCUGGUUUUCAUUUCCCACCGAGCUUUUCAUGGCCUAAGUAGCCUUGAGCACCUGAGUCUUGAGAAGUGCAACUUGUCCACUGUGCCAACAGAGGCUUUUACCCACCUCCACAGUUUGAUCACUCUCAGGCUUCGCCACCUCAAUAUCAAUGUGAUACGGGAUUACUCCUUUAAACGGCUCUAUCGGCUCAAAGUGUUGGAAAUAGCCAAUUGGCCAUAUUUGGAUACGAUGACCCCAAAUUGCUUAUAUGGAUUAAAUCUCACCUCCCUGACCAUUGCAAAUGCCAACCUGACCACAAUUCCUUAUGUAGCCCUGCGGCACUUGGUUUAUUUGCGCUUUCUGAAUCUUUCAUACAACCCUAUCCACACCAUUGAGGGGAAUAAGCUCCAUGAUCUUCUGCGUCUGCAGGAAUUUCACCUGGUGGGAGGCAGACUGGCAAUGAUUGAGCCCUACUCUUUCCGUGGUCUAAACUACCUGAAGAUUCUCAAUGUGUCUGGGAACUCUCUUAGCACUUUAGAGGAGUCUGCUUUCCAUUCAGUAGGCAACCUGGAAACCCUCGCCUUGUAUGAUAAUCCCCUGGCCUGUGACUGCCGACUGUUAUGGGUUUUCAGACGACGUUGGCGACUGAACUUCAACAGGCAGCAGCCCACCUGUGCCUCUCCCGAGUUUGUCCAAGGCAAAGAAUUCAAAGACUUCCCGGAUGUUCUGCAGCCUAAUUACUUCACGUGUCGCAAGUCCAGGAUUAGGGAUCGCAAACCCCAGCAGAAAUUUGUCGACGAGGGAGCCAUUGUUCAUUUUGCUUGCCAAGCAGAUGGAGAUCCUGCUCCGUUGAUAAUGUGGCUAUCCCCGCAGAAAAAGUUCAUCACCACGAAGACAAUUGGAAGGCUCUCUGUGUUGCCAGACGGUACCCUCGAGGUGCGCUAUGCCCAGAUUCAAGACAAUGGUACAUAUGUGUGUAUAGCUAGCAACGCAGGCGGAAAUGACACCUCUCUUGCUCACCUGCACAUUCAUAGCUACUCGCCUGACUGGCCGCACCAGCCCAACAAGACUUUUGCCUUCAUCUCCAACCAGCCCACAGAAACUGGUGCUAAUGGCACAAGAGCCAAUGUCCCUUUCCCAUUUGAUAUAAAGACGUUGAUCAUUGCGACCACAAUGGGCUUCAUCUCUUUCCUCGGUGUCGUCUUGUUUUGCCUGGUGCUGCUCUUCCUCUGGAGCAGAGGUAAAGGCAACACUAAACACAACAUUGAGAUUGAGUAUGUGCCACGGAAAUCGGACGCUGGCAUGAGCAGCAGCACAGUGGAUGCUCCUCGCAAGUUUAACAUGAAAAUGAUUUAACGGACGGAGUUGUGGAAUUUAUUCAUUUUGAACUUCAAAAUAAGACAAAUGGAAAAGAAGACAUUUUCUUUCCUCUCUUACAAACCUGUGGAUCCUGGUCUGUUAACAUAGAGUAAUAUGUUUUUUCCUGACUGAAGGACUAGAGAGGAGGGCAGUCCCUGAUUUCCUGACAAGUGAGAGGGAAUGAAAGCUCACCCAGUGCUAAAGGGCAUUGGUGGUUUCUACAUGGCCUGUGGGGGCAUUAAUUGAAAGUCAGAUUUGUCAUAAGCAGUUCAUAUUCCUGUGGAUUUAUACCUGGAAAAAUAUAUCAGAAAAGAAAAAAACACUUCAAACAGCCAGAAUGCGAGGGGCAGAUCAUAUUUCGGCCAUUGCUGUUUUUCUGUCCGUAUUUUUUUCAUUUAGUGUUUUGUUUUUUUAUUUCCAAGAUUAGAUGUCAAGUUAUGAAUGAGAUUUGUAUGGGUUGAUGAGCACAUUUAUACAACUUGGAUGCAUUUCUAGUACAUCAUCGUUACAAUACAUCAGUGUUGCAAUUGUGAAUGCUAUGUAUGUGCUACAUAUGGUCUUUUUUCCCCACAGUGAUGAUUGUUCUGUGAUCCAUCAAAUAUAUAUCUGUGUCACGAUACCUGAUGAACUUUGUUGAAACUGUAUGCCCCAGCAACUAGCAGAAAUACAGAACUUAGUAUGGCACAAUUAUAAUUAUGGGAAAUACAUAACUGUUAGUGAUUUGCAAAACUUAAUUUGAAUGUUACAAUAACUGAUUGGUAGCCAUUUUGUUGACCCAAGAAAGUACAAUAAAUGGUACUGUAAUACAGAUCACCCUGGUCAUAAUGUGACCCGCAAAACUGAAUGAUAUACAAAAAUAAGUGCUCUGAAAAUGUGUCCAUUCAGCAACAUAGGGAUGCAUCAGUGCAACUUCUACUGUUGAUACCAGUUCCCAGUCCUGCACUGUAAAAAAUCAGCCAAAAGUGUGUAAGAAUAAUUGCAUUGUUAGAAAGGUAAAUGUGACAAUAUUUAGUUUUGAAAAGUAGAAGAAAUACAGUUGUUAAAUGUGUCUCUUAAUAUAGGAUUCUAGCAUUGAGGAAAUGCUCUAACAUUGCCGUUUGAGCCCAGUAUCUGAUAUCAGUGUCAAUCAUCCCUAAUUUCCAGAUGUAACCCGCAGUACACACACAUGGAUUGAGGGCAUGAUACACAGGGAAAUGUGAGAUGUUGUUGAUAUGAUGCUCUGUAACAACAACAGAUGCAGCAUCUAUCCCAGGGAUCAGCCAUCAAACUGAACGGUUGGGUUUGGUACCUUGAUACUAUAAAAGCUUAUCCCUGACCUUUUAAAUUGCAUUCCAAAAAACUAUUAUGUAAUGGUAUUAUUUUGUGCUCAACAUGAUUACGAGGAAUAAAAGUUGUGGUGCUCACCUUUUCUGGAUAAAAUGUGCUCCUCAAGCUGUAGAAUAUUUCUUUCAUCGUGG